Molecule: messenger RNA, 919 nt
Organism: Asparagus officinalis (garden asparagus)
Lineage: Eukaryota; Viridiplantae; Streptophyta; Magnoliopsida; Asparagales; Asparagaceae
Product: pheromone-processing carboxypeptidase KEX1-like
Exons: 1
Coding region: 38-673 (211 amino acids)
Source: RefSeq, a predicted model, not a curated record
UCAAUAGAACGUUUAGGUACUCCCUUCGGCCUUCGAAAUGAACAACAGUAAAAAGAAAACCGAAGCUCUCGAUGGCUCAUCAUCGGAGGUCGAUGACCUCCUCCGAGCUGCAGAAGACCAUCUUCUACUCGAUCUCCGCCUCAAUUCUCACUCCAAAUCCCAAAUCCCUUUCACCUCCUCCUCCUCCUCCUUAGAUUCCGACCUCGCUCGCCGCUUCGACGCGCUCAAAUCCCCUUCAAGCUCUGACCCUAGCUUCACUCCUCUGAAAAAACCGUCACCAUCAGAGGGGGAAUUGAGCGGGAUUCUCGGGGAUGAUCUCGACGCGAGAUUCGCUGCCCUUAAGGGCUCUGUAGGGGCGGCGGCGGCGGCGGCGCCUGAUCUAGGGCUUGCAGGAGUGUCAGAUGGCGGGAAAUUUUAUGAAGAAAGUGAUGAUGGUGAUGAUGACGGGGGUAGAGACGGGGAUGGAGUGUCGAAGAAGGAAGUGGAGAAGCUGCUGCAGUGGGCUAAGGACGCGGCUAGGCUUGAUCCCUCAUCGAAAGAUGAUGAUGACGAGAUUGAUGAUGAUGAUGUCUCUGAAGAUAAUGAUGAUGAUAGUGAUGAUUCAGAGCAGGAAAGGAUUAACGAGAAGAAGAUGAAGAGCAAAGGGAAGCCGAAUAGGUUUAUUUUCUUCUAGUUUGCUACUUUUCUUUUUUGUGAUAAUCGAUAUAUAUAGCGAGGGAUGCUUUCUGUGCUAUGCCUAUGUCCGCAUCUGUGGGAUCAUGGCUAUAAACUUCCCAAGUUAAUGAACAUCUCCGUGACAUCUUUUAGUCUGAGACUCAAAGUUAUCAGAAAAUUUGAGUUCUCUGCUGAAACCUUAUGCUAUAUAGUUCUGCAAGCUACUCUUCAACAGUUGUUCAUUAUGGGGCACUGUGUAUAUUCA